Ochlerotatus camptorhynchus is the source of this 2889-nucleotide messenger RNA. RefSeq lists its product as uncharacterized. The transcript has a single exon. Lineage: Eukaryota; Metazoa; Arthropoda; Insecta; Diptera; Culicidae. Bases 1 to 2889 code for a protein of 962 amino acids. Gene Ontology annotation, molecular function: nucleic acid binding; zinc ion binding. The record is from RefSeq and is a predicted model, not a curated record.
AUGUCUACGGAACGUCGGUUAAAAGGCUUGAAGACACGCCAAAAGAGUCUGCUAGCAUCAUUCAGCCAAAUAAAAACAUUCAUGGACGACUACCAGGAUGAGACCGAUGCAUUUCAAGCUCCUUUCCGAUUGGAGCAUCUAGUGUCGUUGUGGAACGAUUUUAAUGCGGUUCAAGCGGAGAUAGAGUCGCUAGACGAGAGCGACGUCGACAAUCAACUCAAGAAGCGCAUGGAAUUUGAGUCCUGCUAUUUCAAGGUGAAGGGUUUCCUUCUCUCGGUGAAUAAAACCCCUACGCCGUUGACACCUACUUCUUCUCAUUCAACUGCGCAUGUCCCUGCUUCUGCUUCCCACGUAAGGUUACCCGACGUGAAAUUACCGAUAUUCAGCGGAAAACUUGAUAGUUGGAUGAAUUUUUACGAUAUGUUCGUCUCGUUGGUACAUUCAUCUCAUGAACUGUCUAAUAUUCAGAAGUUCUAUUACCUCCGCUCUUCGCUCUCUGGUGAGGCCUUGAAACUCAUCCAAACAAUCGCCAUUACGGCAAACAACUACCCAGUCGCAUGGGUACUACUGGAGAACCACUACCAAAAUCCAGCGCGGUUGAAGAAAUCCUACGUGGACUCGCUGUUCGAAUUCCAAUCGUUGAAACGCGAAUCAUCAACGGAACUGCGGACUCUUGUUGAAAGGUUUGAGGCAAACGUUAAAGCAUUGAAACAACUUGGCGAAAAAACUGAAUUCUGGGACGUGAUUCUCAUCAGGAUGCUCAGCACCAGGCUAGAUCCUACUACAAGACGAGACUGGGAGGAGUUUUCAUCGACACAGGCUGCGAUUUCCUUCGAGGACCUUACUGCAUUCAUCCAGAGACGCGUGACUGUUCUCGAAACCAUCGGAAAGUCAAUCGAAAUUACACCAGUCAACAACGUAAAGAAGCCCACGCAGCGGACGAUUGCCAGCCACGGAGCAUUCCAAUCCAAUUCCCGGAAGUGUGUCGUCUGCACCGAGCACCAUCCGUUGUACCAGUGCACCAUAUUCAGCAAACUCACCCCUGAAGACAAAGAGAAGGAAGUUCGUCAGCAGCAAUUGUGCCGAAAUUGCUUGCGAAAAGGUCAUCAUACACGAGACUGUUCCUCUACGAGUAGCUGUCGGCACUGCCGGGGCCGUCAUCAUUCUCAACUCUGCACCAGUGGAAGUCCGAGUGCCAGCUGUUCAAAGCCAUCAGACAAUACUCCAUCAAAGCCACAAUCAAUGAAGUCGCCCAAUGAACAACCCUCUGUGUCUCUAUCGGCAACCCUCGACAAAGCACCUUGUUUCGCAGCAACCAUAAACCAACGUAAGACGGUCCUCCUUGCAACAGCAAUUAUCCUACUGGUUGAUGACAACGGAACGGAACAUGUUGCUCGUGCACUACUCGACUCCGGCAGCGAAUGUUGUUUUAUGACGCAAUCGUUCUCUCAGCUCAUCAAGGUUCGGCGCCAGAAACUAUGGUGCCCUAUCGUCGGAAUUGGUCAGUCAACUACCCAAGCUCGCAACAAACUACGCUCUACUAUCCGCUCCCGUGUGAGUCAGUAUUCUACUUCGUUAGACUUCCUCAUCCUACCGCGGAUUACCCUAGAUCUUCCGUCAACCUCCAUAAAUGUUUCUUCCUGGGAAAUUCCACCUGGUAUUGAACUCGCUGAUCCGUCGUUCCACCAACCUAACACAAUCGACAUCAUCCUGGGUGCGGAGAUCUUUUUCGACAUUUUCAAAUUCUCAAGCAGAAUUCAUCUUGGUGAUGAUCAACCAACACUAAUAAGCACCGUACUUGGUUGGGUCGUAUCAGGACAAAGUGAAGCUUCCCAGCCAGCGAAACCGAUCGUGGCUAACUUGGCUACCUUGAGCGAUCUCCACCAACUCAUGGAACGAUUUUGGUCCCUCGAAGACGACAACUCAUCAUCCUGCUACUCAGUGGAAGAAGCGGCUUGUGAGAGCCACUUCCAACAAAAUGUUACCCGUACUCCGGAAGGUCGCUAUUGUGUUCGUUUGCCAAUCAAGAAGGAUGUUCUCGCCAAGCUGACCGAUAAUCGACGCACUGCACUUCGACGUUUUCAUAUGCUGGAAAGCCGGCUAUCUCGUGACGUGAACCUCAAGCAACAAUAUGACAGCUUUAUGGAAGAAUAUCUAUCUCUAGGCCACAUGCAACAAGUGUACGAGCACGAGCAUCCACCCACACCCUGCUAUCACCUACCUCAUCACGCUGUUGUCCGUGAAGAAAGCUCCACAACAAAGGUACGCGUGGUAUUUGAUGCGUCAUGUAAGACGCCCGGCGGCCCAUCAUUGAACGACGCUCUUAUGGUGGGGCCAAUCGUACAGCAAGACAUUCGCGCUAUAAUAAUCCGUUCCAGAAUCCGACCCAUUAUGCUGAUAGCCGACGCCAAGCAAAUGUAUAGGCAAAUCCUCGUUGACGAACGAGAUUCGCCUCUCCAGCGGACGGUAUUUAGAACUUCACCUGAUGCACCGAUACAGACCUUCGAGCUAAAGACGGUGACGUAUGGCACAGCCUGUGCCCCUUACUUGGCAACAAGAGUACUGCAACAGCUAGCCAGCGAUGAGAAGGAGAAUUUCCCCCAGGCUGCCGAGGUACUGACAAAGGACUUUUACGUGGACGACCUAUUCUGCGGCGCCAUACAGCUCCGAACUCAACUCGAUACACUAUUGCGUAAGGGUGGCUUCGAACUUCGGAAAUGGGCGUCAAAUGUACCAGCUGUACUCGAAGACGUCCCGACAGAAAAUCGUGCUAUACAUUCAUCUGUGGAUCUCAACCGAGACCACUGCCUAAAAGCGCUCGGCCUGCACUGGGAGCCUGCAACGGACUACUUGCGGUAUCGAAUCAACCUCUCCGAGCACUUAGGAUAG